This is a messenger RNA of Prorocentrum cordatum, 1221 nucleotides long. NCBI's taxonomy places the organism in Eukaryota, Dinophyceae, Prorocentrales, Prorocentraceae. The record is from the annotation of a GenBank genome assembly.
AUGAGUUUCUGCACCUACUAUGCCACCAUUUUCGUGCAGUGGCACCUCCUGGUCCUGAAGCUCCGCGCGCUGGGGCGGCCCCGCCUCGCCGCGGCGGCGCGGGCGGCCCUCUGGGGGGGCGUGGCCAGCGCGACGGUCUUCUGCCUCAUCUGCCUCAUCGCAUGCCUCAUCACACUCACAGGCCCCAGCAUACUGGGUCAUCUCGAUCUUUAUGUUGGGGAUACGUUUUUACUUAUUCUGAUGUUCAUGUCUACGUUCUACGCCUGCCAUGUCGCGGGGUUGUGCUGCGCGGCGUGGGGGCUCCUGGCCGGCGCGUGGCAGGGCUGGCGCUCCCGGCGCGCGGGGGCGGCCCAGGCGGCCUGGUGGGUGGGCGCCACGGGCGUCGUGGUCUUGCUGUCCCUGUCCGCCUCGUGGGCGCAGUUGGGCACGUUGCCGAGUAUUUACCAUGGCAAUGAAGGCAACGAACAGAUCUGGUCCGCCACGCUGGCGGGCGACAACGUCCUCAACAGUCUCUGCGCUGUGUUCCUCUCUGGGCUGGAGGGCCCCCCCUGGGUGCGGCGGCUGGCGCAAGUCGGCAGCAUGGGCUUCCCGCGAGCCAGAGGAGAGGACCUUGUCGAGAACACAUUCGUUCUGUCGCACCCCUGGCUGUCGAAGAGUCACCCUGACCCCAAAGGGACGAAGCUGCAAGUUCUGGUGCAGCAGCUGAACGUGUUGCACGCGUCCGACGACGAUGCAGUCUUCAUCGACUAUAUGGGGCUCCCUCAGAAUGACAAAAUGCACCCCGACUACGAUCUGUGGGAGAAGGAGAACAAGGUGCCCAAACCUGGAGAGCACCCUGCCGCCCGCACGAAGGAGGAAGAGGCCUUGUUCAAGAAGGCUCUAGGAUCGAUGGACUUGAAUUACAGUAUGGGUAACACUCCAGUGAUCGUCCUGCCCAUGGACGACGAGGUCGUUGCUGGUACAGAGUAUUUCUCGCGGGGCUGGUGCUUCUUCGAGUUUUCUCUCGCAUUCAGCUUCGACAACAUUACGAACGCUUACAUCUGCCCCUCCGUGUGGCGGAUGUACGAGCUAGAAGUUGACGCAGUCGAGGGCUUCAGAAAGGGUUUCGAAAAGACCCACUUCACGAACAAGGGCGACGAGGACACUGUGUUCAACCUGUUCAAGCAGACUGUGAACAAGAAGGUGAGGGUUGCAGCUCUGGGCGCUGAUUGGCAAGCUUAG